Cryptomeria japonica (Japanese cedar) is the source of this 2717-nucleotide messenger RNA. Its product is annotated as glycosyltransferase family 92 protein At1g27200. NCBI's taxonomy places the organism in Eukaryota, Viridiplantae, Streptophyta, Pinopsida, Cupressales, Cupressaceae. The coding region runs from base 855 to 2474 and encodes 539 amino acids. The record is from RefSeq and is a predicted model, not a curated record. The transcript is spliced from 3 exons.
GUUCAACGUUUAUCGUCAUAUGAAUUUAUUAUGCACAAUCUGAUUCAGCCGCCAUUAUUGUCUGAAAAAUAUCAGCAGGGUUAUUGAAAUCUGCCAUCACAGGAGGAUGUAAGAAUCAUCAUUCUAUUGUUUGUGAUUUUGAACUCGGGUAAAAGCAAUUUCAACAAAGCUUAUUUAUUCAACUUUCUUUCUUGUCCACACUCACAGAAUAUCUUCAGAUUCAAUGAACUCUGAUGCAAUCACCAUUGCUAAAAAGUAAACAGUUGAUGAAUUGUCAUCGCCUUGAUGUUGAACCUUUUUACUUUUUAAUCACAAUUUCUUUGUGGGUACUCAUUUUAUUGAUCACAUCACUCUUACACAAUAAUCGGUAGCUUACAGUUUCAUGUCUCUUUAAACCUUCAAAUUCUGUCUUCAAUGUCCGCAGCUUGAAAACUUUGACUUGAUCACUGCUUUGAGAAGCAGUUUAAUGUCUCUGGCUGUUUUUGCACAUGCAAUUCUAGAAAUAGGCUCUCAUCUAGAGCUGUUUGAAUAUGAAAUAAGGCUAAAGAGUUAAAGUUUGACAUGGUCAACUGUUAGAGAUCUUGAUCACAAAAUAAAGAACUUUUCUAAUACCAAAUAAAGAUUUAUCGUUAUACCAAAACCAGCAAUUAAUGAAUUUCAAUUCAAAAUUUGAAUGAUAAUAAACCCACGAGAUCAAUUCUCAGAAAUACAGAGUCAGUCCAACAUGUUCUUUUGAAGGUCAAAGGCAAUUUGGGCAAACCUUGUUCAUAUAAUUCCCCUUCUUGUCCACUCACAGAAUAUCUUCAGGGUUGUUGAAAUCAUCACGGAAGGAGGUCCACAGUUCGAUUCUCAUCAUGUCCAAUAGAAUCGUUUCCUUCAUGCUCAUCUGCGCUAUACUCUCAGGCUUGACAGCUUACAAAGUUUACCGAGAGACAUUUUCAUGGUUCCAGCCAGAAAAUACUUCCCUGCGCUUUCAGUAUGCUGGUGUGCACAAUGUUUUAUUAUACGGCAAGGAACCGCUUCAAAGACGAUCUUCCUCGGAUGAGAGAUUGAACAUAGAAAAUCUUGUCCUUCUUCCAGAAAACCAGUUGCUUUUGUUGACGCGCUUGCCCUUUAUGCUGUCUCCAAAAUCCGAUCUUGAAUGUGUUUUUACCGGUGGAAUUGCUACUCAAGUGAUUGGAAUCGACUACUUUGACGGACGAGAUGCAGUCCGAUGUGGAGUACCUUUUUCUCUUCCUCCUCUUCCUCUGGAUGUUGUGUUGAAAGAUCACAGAAAUCUUUUCAGUCUGCAAAUGACGGAGUCCCGGCCACUGAAAUGGGAGCUCAUGGUUUACGAGAGCAUCGUGACGGAAAAAGACGUGAUCUUGUUCGCCAAAGGAAUUAAUCCAAGGCAGGGCAUGAACACUCCACCGGGAAAUCUUCACUGCGUCUUUAACAACGCAGUACAGACAGCCGUCACAGUUUCCGUUCAAGAGAUCUUCAGAUGCGCUCAUCCGCCAAAGCACCUCCGGUCUAAACUUUCCGGCGCUCAAAUCAGUCUCAAAUCCUCAGCUUUGCAGAUGCCCUCGGUGGCGAAUUAUAACCCUAAUCGCCUGGUUCGUAAAACAGGGGAAACAAAAAAUGCAAAGAAGUUCCUUUGCGCCUGCACAAUGGUCUUCAAUGCGGCAAAAUUCAUGAAAGAGUGGAUUAUUUACCAUUCCUAUCUCGGAGUCGAGGAAUUCUUCAUCUACGACAACAACAGCGAGGACAAUUUAGAAGAAGUGAUAAAUUCUCUGACCGGAUACUCCGUCAGCCGGCGUCCAUGGCCAUGGGUGAAGACUCAGGAAGCCGGAUUUGCGCACUGUGCUUUAAAGGCUGCAGAUAAAUGCGAGUGGAUGAUGUUCACAGAUGUCGAUGAAUUCGUAUUCUCUCACGGAUGGUCCGAUCAUGAAUCUCGCAACGCUCUUCAAAUUUUGCUUGUUAAUAAAACGCGGGAAUCCAAUUCAACCCUAGGGCAAGUUUCCGUCAAUUGCCGGAACUUUGGUCCGUCGAAUCAAACAGAGCACCCUGCGGCAGGGGUGACUCAGGGUUAUACCUGCAGACAACGCGCAGAGCAGCGGCACAAAUCAAUUGUGCUUUUGGAAGCUUUAUCUGCGUCUUUAAUGAAUGUUAUCCAUCAUUUUGAGCUCAAGGACGGCUACAAAAGUGUAGCUUUGAAAUCCUCAGAAAUGGUGAUAAACCAUUAUAAAUACCAGGCAUGGAGUGAAUUCAAGGCAAAGUUCAGAAGAAGAGUGUCUGCAUAUGUGGCGGAUUGGAAAGAAGAGAAGAAUCCGGCGUCUCAAGAUAGAGCUCCUGGUCUAGGUUAUCAGGCCGUUAAGCCGCCAUUGUGGGAGAAAAAGUUCUGUGAGGUGAAUGAUACUUCAUUGCUACAGUUUGCAGCGAAGGUAUUUUCGGUCAAAUCUGGAUCGCUUUCAUUAUUGCAGUGGCAGUUAUAGCAAGAACUAAAUUAAUGGAAGAUAUUGCUACCUUUGUGUAAUAUAUGAUGGGAUUCAAAGCUUUCUGAGAACGACAUAUCCAGAGCUUGUGCUUCUGCCACCAUUCAAAUGCUUUCCUUUUAUGGGAAAAUUUCACGUUAUUUUGCCUUUCAUGGCGAUACCUGUAUGUAUCUCUGUCUUUAAUGGCGAUACCUGUAAAUCGACAGGCCUUACAUUUCUACAGGAAUUUUUUGGGUUUUUCUU